CUACAGAGUGAACGUAGAUUUCUAGGUGAAAGGCUGCUGGGAGUCUCGAACAGAAAAGGACCUGAUUGUGAAGAGGCUGGGCGGAAGAAAGUGCCGCUGCUGCUCAUUGCUGCUGGCGGAGGACUGGACGCUGUCAGGCCGAACAAACGCACCGAUCUGACGGAGAGAAAUUGCUGCAGCAUCCUUUGUUUUCUCACUCCGAAGCUGAGUGACUGUGACUCCCACUGACAACCUGCAGCACCUAGAGGCCAAAUACACAGGCAGCAAUAAAGCAGAGAGUUUAAUAGAAUCAAUGAGCAGAGCCAAAGCAAGCCUCCAAACUGGUAAAUAUUGUUUGCAAGAUGCUUAUCAGGCUGAAGGGAGAGCUGGUCUCAGUGGAGAGGCAGUAGGUUGUUGAUUUUCUAACAGCCUCUGCUGUCCCCAGGCUGAAAGGGAUCUCUUAUCCACACCACACUGCUGUCACACGUCUUGAGUUUCACUUUACUGUCACUGCAUUCUUUUGCCUCCUUUCCAUUGUUCUGUUGCCCAACCUAAAUGAUUGAAGCUCUAAUCCAAAGAGCUAACAGAGAUUAGAGAGCAGAGAUCAUCCUUUCAAUCUGUUUAUGUGACUAUAGUAUUCUCCCACCACUCCUCUUCAGUAACUCUUGCCUUCUCUCAGAAGCGAUGUGCAGGGUGAGGGGGUUUGCCUGCUUUUAGACUUUUUUUCUUGCCUCCACCUUGUGUCUUCAUGUUUUGGGGGUUCCUUAGUGACCCCACCCUCUGUCAACCACCCCGCACCUAUUGCCACCACGGCCGGCCACCCCAAUCGCCUUGUUGCCAUGCCGACAGAGACAUUGGCUCCUCCCCUGCCAGGUAGCAAGUCUGCUGGCCCCACCACGCCCUUCAGUUCCACUGUACCUCUUCGCAUCCUCAACAAGGGCCCUGAGUACUUCAGAAGGCAGGCGGAACCAAACCCAAACCGCCUGAGUGCAGUUGAGAGACUAGAAGCUGACAAAGCAAAGUAUGUCAAGAGUCAGGAGGUCAUCAACGCCAAGCAAGAACCAGUCAAACCGCCUGUCCUGGCCAAGCCCACCGUUGACCCUUCCAUCCUGCCAAAGAAAAGCCCUGGGAUUGGUGGAGGAGGGAACGGAGCCGGGAUCCCUUUCAAAGCAUCCAAUAACAACGCAAAGUCAGACACAUGUGCGUCCAGCUGUGGCAGCAGCAAACUGGAGAAUUUAAAUCUGGAGAUCUUAAAAAAUCUGCUGAACUCAUCUUCAUCCUCAGCAGCAGGUUCUGAAGGACUGUCAGGUGGAGCUAAAAGUGCCGUUCUCAUGAGGUCAUCAGUCAGAAUGGCCCGAAGCUGGACACCGUUGGGGAUGCCACUAACAUACAGAUCCACCAUGACCCUUAAUGAGCAACCUUCAGACUCAGCUCCCAGUCCAAGCACCUCGCAUUCUCUCAGAUCCUUCUCUCACUCCUUAAAGGUCCCCCCAGUGGCCAGCGGGGGGCGUCGCACUCCACAACAAGCAGGAAACCUGAACCUUAGCAGACGAGUCCAAGAUGAAAGAGGAUGUGAAGGAGGAGUUGUCCAGCGUUCUCAUUCCCCACUGCCACCUCUCCUGACCUCCCACUCAUCAUCUGACCUCCUCCGACUGUGCAACGGUAAACCGCUGCGCACCACUCAGUCUAGCAGCUCUUCAGCUCCACCCCGCCCUCCCAAACCAAAGCCCACCUCUCUCCCUCCUGCACUAUCCUUGUCACUGCCACGUGCGCGCCCGCCAAUGUCCCCUACGCCCUGUGACAACACAACUCCACAGUCUUUGCCAUGUGACUUUGGAGACCCUGUUAGUGCAUCAGCUGAGUUGAACAUUGAUCUGGAGCAGGGUUCAAACGUGACUCGUCGUUCGUCGCUGCACAGAUCCAAAUCGGACCUGUCGGAUCGGUAUGCCCGGGCCGGAGCGGAUGUGGAACGCUUUUUUAAUUAUUGCGGCCUUGACCCUGAGGAGUUGGAGGCAGUGGGUCCCGAGAACUUUGCACGGGCCAACUCGGACAUUGUCAGCCUGAACUUUCGAUCAGCUUCUAUGAUCUCCUCCGAUUGUGACCAGUCACGGCGAUCUUCCAAUGACGGAAUAUCAGAAGAGGAUGAGGGGGAGGAAGAGGAGGAGGCCGGUGAGCGCGUCCCCUAUGGCAUCUCAGCUGUGGAGCGAAAUGCAAGGGUUAUUAAAUGGCUGUAUAGCAUUAAACAAGCAAGAGAAACACAAAAGGUUUCCCAUGUUUAGAUUAGGUGAACCAUUCAUAUGGACUGUGGAUAAUCUCUCCUAUGGCUCCAAACUUGUAAGGUCAUUUCUAGCCGGAUUUAAAGGCUGAAGAAGAAGAAAAUUAUUUUAGUUUUAAGAAUGAAGGACUGAAGAGGUGGUCUAAGAGUUCAUAUUAAACAAACAAGAGGUAUGAAGAGAAUACUCCAAAAUAUUGAAGAAGGUGAACAAAACCAAACAUGGACAGAUGUAGUGAUAAAGACGGUCAUUUUCUGUUUCUCUCAGAAAGCCUGACUGACAUCUCAGUUGGACCACAACCAAAAGCAUGAUACAGUGUGGUAGAGAAUGGAUCCACUCUGUCAGAAGUGUUCAGCACACUUCAGCCCAUCAUACAUUAGUGUGACUGACAUUCCAACAAAGUGCAGCCCUUUAUUCCCAAUCUGUUUGGCCAAUUUAGCUUUCUGUCAGUGUUCCACACUUUCCACACUUAGAAAUGGUCUUCAGUCUGAAACAUCAAACUGGAAACAGCAGAUAUCAGUAUUGAUGGUUGUAUUGGUGCCCGGAGAAGCAGUUGUUAAUUGUACCAAUAAAUUUUUUCCCUAACAGUAUGUAUACCAAAAACUCCUUUAUGUUCCAGUUCCAUGUAAAAACGAUGACAUAUUGUGCUGUCCUACAAUUCUACCAGAGGUAUUUGCAUGUGUCCAUCUCUGCUUGACUUAGCUGACUAAGCAUCAUUCGAAUGUGUGAAGAUUUUAUAAUUAUUACUUCCCACAGAGUAUUUUUUUUUACCAAAACCUGUGAAUGAAGUAAGACAUGAGAGUUUGUUCACUAUAAAUAUAGAAUGAUGUGGUCUUCUUCAGCUGAGUAACAGUAAGAAAGUGAUUUCAGACUGAAAAUUCUCUGUGUGCCCUGCAUUCCACCAGUGAUGCUAACUUUCAACAUCUGUAUGAAAUCCAAGAGUCUCUGUUAAAAAUCAGGCAAGAGCUAUUUGAGUGUUGUCACUUUGAUUAAGACUUCAUACAGAGGAAUGAGAGGUGAGUUCAGAAUUUGAUUCAUACUGUAUUCAUGCCAAAGGGGGAAAACUGUUGUAACUCACGUCAUCUAAGUCUCUUCAAAGAGUAAUUGGGAUUGAUGAUUGCGUCAGCAAGAAUGAGCUCCAGUAGCAGCCUUAUUUUAAAAGGCUUCUGACUGAAGGUUAUUGCUGCAAAAUGGUAAAUGACUUGCACAGCACUUUAUCAAGUCCAGAGGCCCGUAAAGCGCUUCACACCACAUUCAGUCAUGAUGGAUAGGAGCCACAGUUUCCAGAGAUGAGACUGCCCAGCACCUGUGCCACCGGGCCCUUUGACCACUUCUUGUAGGUGAAGUGUCAUGUUACUGCAAUGUUGCCCAAGGACACGAUAGAGGUGGUGGAGCAGGGGUCGAACCAGUAACUAAACAAUUGUGGGACGAACUCCAACCACUAUCACCUGCAUUGACCCAACAUUCAUGACUGUCCUAACAUGCUAAUGACUUAAUUAGCAGGCAGCAGGCAGGAUAUUCCCCAGUAAUGUGGAUUAACCAAAUCCUGCCAAUCUACUUCAUUUUCUUUUGCAGAUCCUCUUUAAAUCUCUGUUUGGCUGUAUGGUCAGAAAGUGUAUGGUCAGGAUUAUGAUCAAUAAAAGAGAUUGUUUGAGA
Xiphophorus couchianus (Monterrey platyfish) is the source of this 3908-nucleotide messenger RNA. It is a transcript of the gene fam110b, whose product is annotated as family with sequence similarity 110 member B. The coding region runs from base 819 to 2258 and encodes 479 amino acids. The record is from RefSeq and is a predicted model, not a curated record. The transcript has 5 exons. NCBI's taxonomy places the organism in Eukaryota, Metazoa, Chordata, Actinopteri, Cyprinodontiformes, Poeciliidae.